Cottoperca gobio is the source of this 2096-nucleotide messenger RNA. RefSeq names its product maternal B9.15 protein. The coding region runs from base 184 to 1035 and encodes 283 amino acids. The record is from RefSeq and is a predicted model, not a curated record. Gene Ontology annotation, cellular component: nucleus; cytoplasm. Lineage: Eukaryota; Metazoa; Chordata; Actinopteri; Perciformes; Bovichtidae. The transcript has 5 exons.
GUAAUCUUACGUCUCUGCUGCUGCAGCAGCGAGAGCAGAACAGAGAACAAGGAAGCAACAUGUGCUGACCAUAAUAACUCCAACACAUCAGCACAGACAGCCACGAGACAAGAGACAAGGAGCCGAGGGCACUGACUGCUGGGGAUUCACAGACUGGACACGUUAUUGUUUUUAAAUCUCACCAUGAAAAGAGAGGUGGAGGCUGGAGUCAACUUCCUGAAACGCCUGGCUGUGGCACAUGGCAAGCUCAGUGAAGCCAAAGCAGACAUGUUUUCUGAAAAGCUACAGAAACUUUUAUGCAACAAAUAUGAUGACCACUGGUACCCUGACUGCCCCAGCAAAGGCCAGGCAUACAGAUGCAUCCGGAUGAAUAACGGAGUACCUUGUGAUGAAGUGAUCCUGAAGGCAUGUGAGGAGAGUGAGCUCACACCCAGUGAACUAAGCCUUCCGUCUGAGUUAACACUGUGGAUCGACCCACUGGAGGUGUGUGCAAGAUCUGCAGAGAAAGGCCGGCCCUUCACAGUAGCCUGUUUUGAAAAGGAACCUGUGGAGGGAAAACAAGCUGACUCCUCAGUGGACUCCAUAAAUAUGGACACGUCAGACUACCACUCUGCUACCUCUUCGGAUUGUGGUUCCUCUGCGUCGAGCGACACAGAGGAGGAGGCAAAAGAUGGUGAGACAAAAGGAGUGCAAGAAAAAGAAGAGAAGGAGGUCGUCAAGCAGGAAACGACAGGAGGCAACACCUACACGGUAGCAAUGAUGCCCAGGAUUCGGAAGCGAAACGGAGAAGGACAGCAUACAGUCAAAUACAUGAGAAAUAUGCUCCCUUCCAGUCUCCAGUACUUCUACCACCCUGCUCCGGUUUGGCCUCAGUACAAGAAGGGCGCUCCAGUGUUUCUCAACGCAGUGUGCACACCUCCGCCCCCUCCACCACCGCCCCAGCAGGUAUUUGGCUACUACAUCUUGCCGCAGCCGUCUCCGCAGUUCAUUCUGCCUCAGGCCACGCUGCAGCCGUGGGGAGCUGUGAAGGGUUAGACCGUCCAGGAAGUGUGGCGUGAAGGUGGAUGGAGCAUUACAAGCUCCUUCAACGGAGCCAUGUCGUGUCAGUUCUCUGAGUUCAGCUAAACUUGGGCUAAUUAGUUUUUAACUGUAUAGCUUAAAGUUAUUCUUUGUACAACCUUUUAAUGAUUCCUCUUUCCUUUUUUAAUUUCUGGUGACUUGUAAUUGAUGGCUUAUACUCUGGACUGAAACUGAACUGGAGUGAAAAACUAUUUUUAAAAUCUGUCAGGUCUUCACUGCUGAUUUUUUAAUGUACUGUACACGUUAAGAAUGACUUCAAUCACUGGGUGCUUGGACUAACUCAGGAACUCUCAGCAAUAUCCUUAAUACCAAAUAAUUGUCUCUUCAGGUGUUUAUGUCUGUUAUGUAUGUUAAUCCCUUUCUCAGUUCUCUCACCAAAAUGGUAGAAGUCUGCACGCCACUGUUAAUCAAUGUAAAAUGUGAUUCAGGGGAUUCAUCUAUUGUAGCUAAAGUGACAAUAUCUGUAUAUUAAGAAGAAUAUUUUUACUAAACUGCUUGUAAAUAAUACAGAACUUGGAUACCGUAGGCUGACUCGCACUUUCUAAUCUUCUCGUCUUUUAGUUGUAAUUUAUUUCGCCACCAGUGGAUGGCACUCAACUCAUAGCUAACACAUGAAAUUAUAUAUUUUUGUAACAACAGUAGAUGCUGCCUUGUGCAAAUCUAACUUCACAGAACACAACCACGACUUUAAAUCGCUUAAACUCUCUGCUAUCAGUACAAUGUGUAGAUAUUCAAGUGUAUAUGUUUUAUGGCCUGCUUAGAGCUGUGUGUUUUUUAAAUUUUUAUUGUAGAUAACUUUGCUUACUAUGAAAAUCUGCAACAGCUGUAUGAGCUCUGAAUACAAGAUUUACUCACUGACUCUCAUGUACUGUGAUUAUUUAAUUAUAUUGAAGCAUAUUUAUUUAAUGUCCAUGCAACCUCAAAACUCAUCUGUAUGCAUUGUUUUGCUUUCACCUUUUUCACUAUCCAUUUACCUUUUUAUCAUUGCAGCAGAUUAAAUCAACUCCUACCUGAAA